AUGGAUAAGUUUUCAAACCUAGUUCUGUCUGAAAGAUUGUCAUCAUUAGUCCGACCAGCUCAUUACAAACUACAACUUCGACCAGAUCUAACUACUGGUAUCUUUGAAGGCAGUGUUUCUAUUGAUAUUAUUACUAAGCAUGUAAAUAAAAACUUGUGCUUACACACAAAGUUUUUAAAUAUUAAAUCUGUAAAAGUGUACAACAAAGAUGGCCAAGAAUUAAUAAUAGAAAAAUUUGUUGAAGAGAAGCAUGUGGAGCAGCUAGUUAUUUUUCUUAAUAGUAUUCUAACUCCUGGAUCUUACAAAAUAAACAUCAAGUAUUCUGGUGAUUUAACACGCAAUAUAGUGGGAUUUUAUUUGUCCCAAUUAAAAAACAAAAGGACAAUGGUGGCCAGCAAAUUCCAACCGACUUAUGCUCGGCAGGCAUUCCCUUGCUUCGAUGAACCUGAUUUUAAAGCAACAUAUGAUAUAACACUGGUUAAGCCAGUCCCAUAUGUAGCACUAUCCAAUAUGAAUGAAAUAUCCAGGACAUUAAAUGAAGAUACUAAAACAGAAGCUGUCACAUUUGCUACUAGUGUCCCAAUGUCCACCUAUUUAGCAUGUUUUGUGGUAUGCGACUUUGAUUUUAAAGAAGCAAAAAUAAACACAAAUGGCAUAGGAAAUAACUUCACCCUUCGAAGUUUUGCUCAAAAAGAUCAAAUGCAUAAAAUUGAUUUUGCACAAGAUAUAGGCAGAAGGGCUACAGAAUUUUACAUAAAAUAUUAUGAGGUACCUUUUCCAUUACCAAAAUUAGAUAUGAUCGCUAUUCCUGAUUAUGUGUCAGGUGCAACAGAGCACUGGGGUUUGAUAACUUACAGGGAAACAUCUUUUCUUGUGGAUGAAGCAACAGCAUCUUCAAAAAAUAAAAUUAGUGUUGCUAACACAAUUGCUCAUGAAUUGGCUCAUAUGUGGUUUGGCAACUUGGUAACAAUGAAAUGGUGGGAUGAAGUUUGGCUGAAUGAGGGAUUUGCUUCAUACAUGCAAGUUAAAGCAUUAAAUGCUAUCGAGCCUUCUUGGACCAUGCUAGAUCAAUUCUUAACAAAAACUCUACAUCCGGUGCUUGUGACAGAUGCGAAGCUCUCAAGUCAUCCAAUUGUGCAGACUGUGGCUACCCCUGACCAAAUUACCGCCAUUUUUGAUACCAUCUCCUAUAAUAAGGGAGCGUCUGUACUCCGUAUGUUGGAAGGUUUCAUAGGCGAAGAAAACUUCCGACGUGGAGUGUCAGACUAUUUGAAGAAGUAUAAAUUUGGAAAUACUGUGACACAAGAUUUGUUAUCUUCAUUAGAACCUUACUUCAAGAUGGACAAUCCCGAGUUAGAUCUUUCCUACAUUAUGGAUACGUGGACUAAACAAAUGGGAUAUCCUCUUUUAAACGUGAAACCAAGCGAAGAGCCGAACACUUAUAUCAUAACUCAGACUCGGUUCUUGCUCGAUUCCAACGCUGUACAGAAAAAUGACUCGGAAUUUAAUUACCGAUGGUUUGUGCCAAUCACAUAUAAAACGAAUAUAAAGCAAUGUCAGAAAAUACUAUGGUUUCCCGAUACAGCAGACAAUGUAAUACUUAAACUAAAGGAUGGCGAUAAUUUAUUAAAAAUUAAUAAUAAUCUAGUUGGCUACUACAGAGUCAACUACGCACUUGAUAUGUGGCAGAACUUGAUACAGCACUUAAGGACCAAUUCUGGACAGUUGACAAUUUCCGAUAGAGCCCACUUACUAAACGAUGUGUUCGCUCUAGCGGAGGCCCGCAUAGUGCCUUAUGAUUUGGCUUUGAACCUCACUACCUAUCUUGUCAAGGAAAGGGACUACGUGCCUUGGGAUACUGCCGCUUCUAUAUUUGGUACUCUAUCAAAACGGCUGCUUAAUUCUAUGGCUCACAACGAUUUGCAGAAAUAUGUUCAACAGUUAGUUGAACCACUCUAUCGGCAACAAACUUGGACUGAAACUAAUUUGAAUGUAAUCGAUGGACUUCUUCGUACUCGCAUAUUAUCAUUGGCUACGUGUUUUCGGUUGCCUGAUGCCGAAGAAAAAGUCAGGAGCCUGUUUUUAAGCUGGCUAAACGGACACGGCACUUCCGAAUCUGUUCUGAUAGAACCAGACUUAAGAGACUUUGUUUAUUAUUACGGUAUGAAAUCGGCCACACAAUCGGAAUGGGAUAAGCUCUGGCAAAUAUAUUUGAAAGAAGAGGAUGUGCAAGAACAGGCAAAGUUAAGAUAUGCGUUAGCAGCGCCACGCGACACUGAGAUACUCAGAAGGUAUCUUACACUAGCGUGGGACGAAAACAAUAUCCGCAGUCAGGAUUAUCUAAAUGUAGUUCAAUACAUAAGCUGUAACCCUUCGGGCACGUCACUAGUGUGGGACGACGUGCGCUCGAGAUGGCCUCAGUUAGUAGAGCGGUUCACUCUCAAUAGUCGAUACUUGGGCAGCUUGGUGCCGGGCAUCACUAGUUCGUUUGACACGCCGCUCAAGUUACAGGAGAUGGAAACCUGGUUCGCACAAUACCCUGAAGCAGGAGCAGGUGAAUCUGCCCGGAAACGAGCACUAGAAACGGUACAUAAUAAUAUUCGAUGGUCCAGCACCCAAAAACCAGCUGUCGUCGAUUGGCUGAAAUCGCAUCUUAACUAA
Molecule: messenger RNA, 2661 nt
Organism: Parnassius apollo (apollo)
Lineage: Eukaryota; Metazoa; Arthropoda; Insecta; Lepidoptera; Papilionidae
Source: the annotation of a GenBank genome assembly